UUUUUUUUUUUUUUUUUGCCGUACGCGGGCCUCUCACUGUUGUGGCCUCUCCUGUUGCGGAGCACAGGCUCCGGAUGCACAGGCUCAGCGGCCAUGGCUCACGGGCCCAGCCGCUCCACGGCAUGUGGGAUCUUCCUGGACUGGGGCACGAACCUGUGUCUCCUGCAUCGGCAGGCAGACUCUCAACCACUGCGCCACCAGGGAAGCCCAAGCCUAUUUUUAUUUUAUUUAUUAAUUUUUAAAAUAAAUUUAUUUAUUUAUUUUUGGCUGCGUUGUGUCUUCAUUGCUGUGCGUGGGCUCCUCAUUGCAGUGACCUGUCUUGCCACAGAGCAUGGGCUCCAGGCAUGCUGGCUUCAGUAGUUGUGGCUCACGGGCUCUAGAGCACAGGCUCAGUAGUUGUGGCGCAAGGGCUUAGUAUCUCCGCGGCACGCGGGAUUUUCCCGAACCAGGGCUCAAACCCAUAUCCCCUGCAUUGGCAGGUGGAUUCUUAACCACUGCGCCACCAGGGAAGUCCCUGUAAAAGCCCAUUUUUAGACCCUAAAGGAACCACAGCCUCCACUUUAAGAACCCCAGACUGAGAAGCUAAUUUAGGAACUAAAGGAAAAAAAAAUGUCUUUUGGGGAUUAAAGGCUCAAAGAAUCUAUCUGAAAAUCCAGAAGCAGGAGGGAAGUAAGCUCAGGGCAGAGCCCUUCUCUGGACCCUCCGAAUGUGCUGUGGUAACUCGAGUGUGCUACCGGCCACGACAGCUUGCUGAGUUAUUCUAAGUUUAAAUUCCUAUUUGUGAGCAAAAUUUUACAAAGAGGCCUCUAGUCUUCACCUGGUCUCUGCCUACUGCAGAAUGCUGGGACGUACCAGGCCUGCCCAGGAUGCACUCAGAAGGCUUGGCAUCUCUUUUCUUAGUUCUCCACCUUCAAAUGGCCCAUGAUGGCUUUGUGUCAGCAUCAGCUUAGUUGUCUAAGUUGUUGUGACAGCUCAGACGUGUCUGUAUUCAACGUUUCACUCUGCUUUGGGGACCUGCCUAGGGUGUGGCCAUCUGAGUUUGCGCAGUCUUCAUUUCUGAAAGUGCCUCUUAAACGGCAAUUGUCUUUUGACUCUCCUGUGUUGACAGCUGGCUGGAGACUGUCGCAGUCUGUAAAACAGCUGCCUGAUCAGGAUAAAGAGGAUUUUGAUCGAUGCUUUCAUUUUCCGAGAGAUCCUCUUAGGCCCCUAGAUUAUAGGAAGAAAAAAUGCACUGGCAUUCUGCUUUCAAAAAUGAUUUCUAAUUCAUCCCUUCCUUGAAGUGAAACAGGAAAUAAAGAAUUUAAAACCCCAAUUCUAAGUUGAUAGUGGAUGCAUGGAAACAGCACUGGACUACAGUCCUGCUGGCUGACCCUUGGUGUGGUUAAGAAAGGCAGCUCUGGCCUGUGCUGGGCCUCAGCUUCCUCGUCUAUAAUGAAGAUAUUGGAUUUCACGAGCUUCCACAUCAGGGCCAGCCGUGUAAGAGAUCCUCCCUUGAAAAGAACACGCCACUCCCACCCCUACACCACACACACCCAAACGGUAAAACUUUGUUACAUACACACACAUCCCUAAAACAAUCAAACUUUUUCAUUGUACUAUAUUUUGCUUUACCAGUUUAUCCCUUGGAAAAUAGUUUUGUACCUAUUUUGUAAGUUGAAUGCUCGUCCCUCAUUUUGUCAGGUGACAGUGUUUCGGGGGAGAGAAAAGGGUGUUCUGCUCUAAAACUUUAUCAGCAACCAAGUUCGACAGGGCAGCCUGACAGGGCCUCUAGUCUAGAAAUAAUGAGGGGGCAGGGGGCCACCUUAUGAGAGAAAAAAAAUCCCAAACACCCUACGACAUGCAGAAACCUAUUGUCUCCUUCUCCCAAUAGAAAGUAAACCCUUGGGUCCAGACCUUUUUUAAUUCAUGGCUGUCUCUAGUGCCUACAACAGUGCCUGGCACAUAGCAGGUGUUCAGGAAAUAUUUGUUGACUAGAUGGGGACAGGUAUUAGCGCUUCAACUUUGUCCUUUUUUUUUUGGCUGCAUCACGUGGCAUGCAGGAUCUUAAUUCCCCAACCAGGGAUUAAACCCUCACCCCCUGCACUGGAAGCACGGAGUCUUAACCACUGGACCACCAGGGAAGUCCCAGCGCUUCAACUUUGAUGACUUGUAACUGUGCCCCUCUUCCCAUGGGAAAGAUGCCCUGAAGCAGGCCAGGGAGGCAUGGGGGUUCGAGGAGAAACAAACCUCCAGCUUUACUCCCUCCUCUAUGAGCCAUGAGCGUUUUGAGACUGAAUUUCAAAAAUCUCCGAGAGAGGAGGUAGAAAAAAAGCCUGUUCCAUUUUUCCCAGCCCACCUACCCCUUCUCCCCCCACCACCCCCCAUUAGUAGGGUCUUGUUGUGUUACAGUCCAUGCUUGCCCCAACAGACAUGACUCCUAAGAAUCCUAUCAUGAGUGAUUUGUAAAUGUAAGCAUCCUUGACUUAUCUAUUAUAUAAAUCCAGAUGUUUAUUAAAUGUUUAAAUCAAAAUUAUUUGUAUUAAGGGUAUAGAUCUCACAUCUUCAACAGUUUCCUGCAGUUAGUACAUCUUUGCUCAUACAUUGAAAGACUAUGAGGUUUGAACUAAAAACAUUUUUUAAAUGACUUGAAAUUCUCAUAGUUCUUUCAACAAUGUCUUCCUGAUACAGUAAACCACAGUGAAAGUGACUUUAACAAUGGUGGAUCAUUUUGGAUACAAUUUCUGUGUAAAAAAGACACAGAGUUUGAGUCUCUUUGGGAAAUCAGAUGCUAACUAGCCCCUAGAGCCCAGUAGCUGUUAUGAAAGCAGAGAAACGGUAGCCACCUCCCCAUUGGCCGGGGGACUUACCCAGAUGUCUGGCUUUCACAUAAAAGACAGGAAGCACUGAAGUCAGUCUCCACUUCCACUCAAAGGGCAAAAGCAAAAACAGCAAAAAAGGAAGAUGGCAAGACUAUUGUUACUUUUCCUCCCAGGUCUUGUGGCCAUAUGUGCCGUGCAUGGAAUAUUUAUGGACAGACUUGCUUCCAGGAAGCUGUGUGCAGAUGACGAGUGUGUCUAUACUAUUUCUCUGGCCCGAGCUCAAGAAGAUUACAGUGCCCCAGACUGUAGAUUCAUUAACGUUAAAAAAGGGCAGUGGAUCUAUGUUUACUCAAAGCUGGUAAAAGAAAAAGAAGCUGGAGAAUUUUGGGCUGGCAGUGUUUAUGGCGAUCAACCUGAGGACGAGAUGGGAACUGUGGGUUAUUUCCCCAGCAACGUGGUCCAGGAGCAACACGUGUACCAAGAAGCCACCAAGGAAGUUCCCACCACGGUAAGCGUCCUGGAGGUGCCAGGGAAGGACUCAGAUCUCAAGGUAAUAAUGUAGAUGUAGGCAGGUGGGAAUAAUGCAUCAUGCAACUUACAAGGUGCAUCGUGCAAAGCCCCCCGACACUUUCAGUGGUGACGUCUCUAGACAACGAGAUUUGGGGGAGUUUUUAUACCUGCUAUCAAUGUUGAAAGGUUAGUGAAAUUUCUCUACCAACCCCCUUUGUUUUAGAUGCAAGUUAUCCUGGAAAGGGCUCCAUGUCACAAAGAAAGAAACCAACAUAAUAUUAGCUGACUCUUACUGAUGGGUACACUUGUUGAGUAAAGACUUGGGCUGAGAAAAAAAUCAGCACCUGUAUUUGACAAAAUCAAAACAUUCUGGAAAAUUUUUGAAUGCCUACUUUUGUGAUAGAUAGACUCUACUUAUGCAUGAAAAAAAAUUGUACUCUUCCUAAUGCCCUGGGGUCUUGUAUACCCAGAACAGAAAUAAAAGAUCCCCUUUGAGCUACUUUGCAAGGUGGUUCUUUUGAAACGAUUCUCCUGGAGCUAACGGCUGUGCAAAAUAACUUCAAAACAUUGCCCAACCUACACAAAUGCGACUCGCUUGUCAUCAUGUCUUAGCACUGAGCUUGAGAGUGUCAAAUAACCAUAAAUUAAAAGUGUAUUUGAGAAUCUUCACUUUAAGUAGUUUUUGACUUAAAGUAAUACUUGUGUCAUAGUCUUUGGGGUUCAGACUUUGCUUAUUUUAAAUCCAAAUUUCCCUUUGAUGACAUAUGAUUUGAAAUAAAGAAUCUACAUCUGUUUUCUGACCCUGCACGCUCAGCUCAAUCUUUUUUUGCUUUUGUUUUCUUCCAGGAUAUUGACUUCUUCUGCGAGUAAGAAGUUAGACAAAUUUGCAGAUAGAAAGGAAACACCAAAAACAAAGAAAAAAGCGAAAAUAACCAAAAAAUACACGUCCCUAAUUUCUGACUUUUGUUUCAAGGGUUUCGCUUGGGGCU
Molecule: messenger RNA, 4297 nt
Organism: Globicephala melas (long-finned pilot whale)
Lineage: Eukaryota; Metazoa; Chordata; Mammalia; Artiodactyla; Delphinidae
Gene: OTOR
Product: otoraplin
Biological process (GO): cartilage condensation
Molecular function (GO): protein binding
Source: RefSeq, a predicted model, not a curated record